Chelmon rostratus (copperband butterflyfish) is the source of this 730-nucleotide messenger RNA. RefSeq names its product thioredoxin (gene txnb). The coding region runs from base 115 to 441 and encodes 108 amino acids. The record is from RefSeq and is a predicted model, not a curated record. Gene Ontology annotation, molecular function: protein-disulfide reductase activity. The transcript has 5 exons. NCBI's taxonomy places the organism in Eukaryota, Metazoa, Chordata, Actinopteri, Chaetodontiformes, Chaetodontidae.
GGAGAGUAGCUUGAUGCAGCUCGAAUAAAACCGCUGCGUGUCCAUUGAAAGCAGGGCAUUCCCGAACCGAGCUGCAGGUACUACGUACAGAAACACGUCCAUUCAACUGGUACCAUGAUCAUCGAAGUGGAAUCUUUGGAGGAAUUCAAGUCCAUCCUGGCGAAAGCUGGAGACAAGCUGGUGGUGGUGGACUUCUCGGCCACAUGGUGCGGCCCCUGUAAACAGAUCGGCCCGAUAUUUGAGCAACAUUCAGGACUGCCUGAAAACAAGAAUGUGAUUUUCCUGAAGGUCGACGUGGACGAGGCUGACGACGUCAGUGGACACUGCAAGAUAAGUUGCAUGCCCACAUUCCAGUUUUACAAGAAUGGAGAAAAGGUGUUCGAGUUCUCUGGCGCUAACGUUGCGACACUGGUGGAAAAACUGGAAGUUUUUAGAACAUAAGAAACCACAGUAGCCACUGUUGCCCUUUGUACAUGCUAUACUAAGAAAUCCCAUUUUCACCUUACGUACAGUAGCCAUCAGGUCUUCUAUUCCUCAGCGGCAGUAACGGUCCCGUCAGUUCACUGUGUGUGUCGACUGUCUUAACAGCUGCAAUUUGAUUAAACUGGACGACUUUAUGGCAAAUUAUGUUUUAUACGAGAAACUGACUUUGCUCCUGGCUAAUUCCUGAACUUUCUUUGUUAUAUUAUGUGUCCAACAUUGUGGAUUUAAUAAAUGAAGAUGAGAUACA